UUAAUGGGCUUAACGCAGUGAGAAAAAAAUUAUAGAUUGAUUCGCUUUGCACUUUGCAGUGUGCGGAUUAAAAGUAAGCAAAUAGCAAAGAAAACUGUCGAGAAACUUGAUUACUGUUUUACUGUGCGACGUGGUUUAGCUUACGGUAACUUGAAGUUAGUAAACCAUUGAUUAUUAUUCCUACAAGAAAAGCAGAAUACCGUUACAAAGUAGUGAUUAGGCUUGUGAAAAACAUACAAUGGCAGCAGCUCCUGUGAUUAUCCAAUCCGCCGCAAAGCAUACAUCUACGCUAAUUUUUCUCCACGGGUUGGGUGAUACCGGCCAUGGCUGGGCUACGACAAUGGGCAUGAUUCGCACACCGGAUAUGAAGGUCAUCUGCCCAACGGCACCAACCAUGCCAGUAACACUUAACGCCGGAUUUCGUAUGCCGUCCUGGUUUGAUUUAAAAACCCUAGACAUCGGUGGUCCCGAGGACGAAGAAGGCAUCAAAAAGGCUGCCAAAAAUGUGCAUGAAAUGAUCCAGGGAGAGAUUCGAGCCGGUAUUUCAGCCAACCGGAUCUUGCUGGGGGGAUUUUCUCAGGGUGGAGCUCUGGCCCUCUACGCUGCACUCACAUUUACGGAACCCUUAGCAGGAGUAAUGGCAUUGUCAUGCUGGUUGCCGUUGCAUAAAAAUUUUCCUGGAAUUUUAAAGUGUCCAGAUUCGGUCCCCAUACUCCAAUGUCACGGUGAUUGUGAUCCAGUUGUUCCAUACAAAUUCGGUCAAUUAUCGUCCAGUGUGUUAAAAACGUUUAUGAAGCAUUCACAGUUCCAGUCCUAUAGAGGGUUGUCACAUUCCUCAUCUGACGCUGAAGUAGAAGAUAUGAAGAAAUUUAUCGAAAAGCACGUUCCUCGUCAGUGAAUAAGCUACCAGCUAACAUUCGAAACAAGUCAUCCAGUCUGAACGAAACCAACAACUGUAACCAUCUUUGCAAUUUUGGAGCAUCUCUAAUAUAAUAUGUUAAUCGGCUUGAGUUCAUCAGAGUGACAGUUUUUCAUACAUAUUAAUCACUUAUUACUAAAACGGUCAGCACAUGCAAGCUGUCACUACUACAUAAUAAAAUAGGUUCUGUAAUACAAACCUUUUUGCAGACUAAAAAAAUCGCAGUGGCUACAAAUCACCUAUGACAAUGAUUAAAGCAAAACAAUAAGUAUUCCAAACGUUUUGAAAACUAUCUGUUGAGAUUGCACUUCGUAUAGUGAGGAGGCUAAAAAAGUAAUAAUUGCAUCCUGUAUAACCGAGUCCUCAGUAUUUGGAAUUAGGGCAAACAAAUCAAAGAAUAAUAUUUUAAUUUGUAUUCGUACUACCUCUAAUCAAUCGAAAAUAGCUAACCAAACAGUUUCAACUGAACUGCUUGCAAUUAGAUGCCAUUACUAAAUAGUCAAAUUUAUUUUGGUAGAAAAAAAAAACAAAUAAAACAUACAAUGAGCAGCAAAAGUUCUUUUGGCUACAGCAUGUCAAAUGGUUUAAAGUUUUGUUUAACGAGAGAAUUUUUAAUAAAUUGUAUCAAAAUCUUGAUGGCGAACGAAUUCAAAUCUUAGAAAAAAUAAUCAAUAUUAAAUCUACUGCUGCGUUGCGACAAAAUGCGAAGACCAUUGCGGUAUUGAUGGAGCAUGAAAUUGUAAAGAGAAUGAAAUAUAUAUAUUUUAGUUUAAUUAGAUCAACUUCAGGUAAAAAGU
This is a messenger RNA of Sabethes cyaneus, 1716 nucleotides long. RefSeq names its product acyl-protein thioesterase 2 (gene Apt1). Bases 239 to 898 code for a protein of 219 amino acids. The transcript has 7 exons. Gene Ontology annotation, molecular function: carboxylic ester hydrolase activity; palmitoyl-(protein) hydrolase activity. The record is from RefSeq and is a predicted model, not a curated record. Gene Ontology annotation, cellular component: cytoplasm. Lineage: Eukaryota; Metazoa; Arthropoda; Insecta; Diptera; Culicidae. Gene Ontology annotation, biological process: protein depalmitoylation.